Exophiala viscosa is the source of this 3195-nucleotide messenger RNA. Its product is annotated as telomere length regulation protein-domain-containing protein. Gene Ontology annotation, biological process: protein stabilization; telomere maintenance via telomerase. NCBI's taxonomy places the organism in Eukaryota, Fungi, Ascomycota, Eurotiomycetes, Chaetothyriales, Herpotrichiellaceae. Gene Ontology annotation, cellular component: cytosol. The record is from RefSeq and is a predicted model, not a curated record. The transcript is spliced from 4 exons. The coding region runs from base 1 to 3195 and encodes 1064 amino acids. Gene Ontology annotation, molecular function: Hsp90 protein binding; telomeric repeat DNA binding.
AUGGACGAUCUCUUCAAGCCCAUCAAAUCCACCCGCAAGGUCCAGAGUAAUAUUGACAGAUUCGAGACUUUGUCACUGAGAGACACUUCAGCCUCGCGACCAAACAGUGGCAAACCCAAAGUCUCCAUUCUUGAUCUGUCGUCCGAGGUUGACGACAAUGCGAGUGACGAGUUCAGUCUACGCCCAUCGAUUGACUCUUCCAACAGCUCCGUCUCCAUCAAGUCAAGCCAUCAGACUCACAAACGCCAUGCAUCAACAGCCUUCCACCAGAAAUCCUACCUUGACAACACCGCCCCUGCAUCCCUGCCAAAUGAUGCCCGCGAAAUCCUUAAGAGCCAGCCUGAUCAAGACGACCUAAGUGCAGUCCUGCAAUACCUUCAAUAUGGCAUAGAAGGGAAACAUGAUUUCAAUAUCCGGCUCCCCAGUCCAAAAGCCUCGCAAAUCGUCAAUGUUCUCGUCACUGUUACCAUCCCCGACCAAUGGACUCAUUUGGAGGACGGACAGCUGACCAAGAUUCAAGCGCAGAUUAAGAGGUCUUUGAUCGCUUGCCUAAGGAGUGUGGCAGGACUUGGGGCUCUCUUGAUGCAAAUCAGGCAACACUCUGUCUCGAAGCCCGGCGCAGCAAAUCCGUUGCUGACAGAUGCUGUUUCGGUUCUGUCGUCGGUACUUUCUGGUACCACAGUGUUGAAAGAUUUCCUGUCCGAUGCUGUGAGGCUAUUCGAUAACGAUACACGGCGUCGCGUCUUCUGGCAGGAAGUUACUUCCCUUUUCGCUGGGAGUCGAAUCUUCUCAACAUUGUCUCAAGCCUUUGCGACUAUACACAAGCAUGUACCUCGGAAGGACAAGGUAUCUUGGCUUGCAGAUGGUCGUGAAUACUCGAAAUGGCUGGCAAGAAACAUCGCAAUGGCUGCUAUUGAUUCGUCCUCAACGUCUGCAGCGGAUACAUUGCGGAUGGACAUGCUUUGUCAGGUCUCCAAACGUGGCCUUAGUCUUGGCUACCGUGAUGCACUAGUUAUCGAACUGUAUUCCUCACUCCUUCUUGGUGAUCGAGCUUUGUGGACGGUGAUGCACACCUUGCUCCAAGGUCUAAGCGCCUAUGACCAGAAAAGCUUUUUCGAUGCCAUUCUCCGCGAUCUGGCUCGAAGAUACUUGCGGAUUCAUGUGGACGUGCAGGAAAAGGAAGUACUCUUGGCGAACACAUCUACAGUUGGAGGUGUUGCAGCUAUGAUCAGUGGCCUGGUGCAAAGUAACACAGUUUUGCGAGCACACCUCACCCGUUGGUUAACGGCGACGGACGGGGAGUAUGCUGGGCUAGGACUGGACACUCGAAGAGCAGUCAUGGCAACAGUUUCUCAAGACCAAGACCAGCUGCAGACUAUUCUUGGGAAAUCUUUAGAGAAGUUUGGUGACAAGUUACGGAUUCAGCACGACCCCAUUCUGCAACAAGAAUCAAUUGCUCAAUCCAUUCUUCUUGCUCUCGGCCAUCUGGAAAGAUGCAACCGUGAAGCUGUCAAGCAAACAUCAAGCUCCGGUCUCUUUCUCGGGGUAGUUUCCAACCGCCUGUCCGCAUCUGUACCUCGCGCUCGAUUCCUAGGCAUGCUAGUGGCAGUUGCAUUGUCAAGGAUGGUGGACAAGCCCGGCCAAAUCAUGAAUUUCGGAGUAGAGGAAAUGGAAGGAGAAGAGGCUGAACGAUGGCUAGAUCUCCCCACUCUGCAAGACCACGUUGGUGAUUCGAGCGAUCUGCGGAAAGAGAGGCCGAGCGCACACAAACCCGCCCGUACUCUCACAAAGUCACCUCGUCAGCGGCGAAUACCUCCAGAUUCACAACCCACAGGUGCGAAGAUCAUCGCCAUUGAGGAGCUUCCUGAUUCGGACGACUCAGCCUCUGAAGACGAAGAUGAUCCCAGUCUCCGUCCAUAUGCUCGCCCGGAUAGCGACCCAUCCGACUCGGAGGAGGAUCCCACGCUCAUCAACAGAAACAAGCCAGCCGCGCCUGUCUAUAUCACUUCCUUGGUCAAGCAGCUCAACACUACUGAUGAUCCGGACGUCGUGGAACUGGCAUUGAAGACAGCACCAGCGUUGAUACGCAGAAAGGCGAACUUCGGUGAUGAGCUGUCCUCCAAUCUCCUACCAUUGGCUUCGUCUCUACUCAACCUCCAGGACGGCAUGUCGAAGCAAGACAUGCACCAAUUGCGCGUCGACGCGUUGAUCGCAUGUCUAGUGUCAAGACCCAGUGUCAUGGGUCCUUGGGCUGCCAGCACAUACUUCGAGGGCGACUUCUCCCUCUCUCAGCGUGCACUCCUACUGACAGUCGUUGGCUUGGGCUCAAGAGAGAUUGCGGGCAUUGACGAUGAGCUUAACACCGCUAUUCCUCCCGCGGCGGUCGAAUCGGCGUUUCCGUCGAAGCGCCUCCCUCCUCGCCUCGAGUCGAAUUACUCCACGGGCGAUUUCCUGAUCAACACUCUUUCGACCAAGCUUUCGCACCAAACCCUUCGGCCCCUGGCCCUCUCGGCUGCUGAUGAACUUACUGGACCGGACAUCUUGAAGGUGCGAACAUUCUCAUCGCGUAUGGCCGUAGCUGCCAAAGAAUCCGCCAAAGUCGAAGCCCGCUCGAAACGCAUCCCCAAAGACCUGCACAAGGUGCUUGCCGAGUCAAUAUACCUGCCGAUCUGUUCGCGACUUAUUUUGCUGAUAUCUGCACUACCUACAUCACCACACCUUACACAUUCGACGCUGGUGCAUCCUUCGCUGCUGAGGCUUAGUUUGCAGACUCUCAUUGUCAUUGUCUCCACGCUCGGUCCAAAUGCUAUGCAACUCCCCACUGUCACACGCGAAACCCUUCUUCUACUGACGGCGGUACAUACCAGUCCUUCCGUCGCGCAUGAUCCAAUCGUUCUUCCUGCAAUACUACACCUACUUCUCACCAUCCUUGACCUGAAUGUGGAAGCUGGUUCGACAGCUGAAGAACGGCUUGUCACGGACUUUGGCCCCAUGAUUGCUGAGCUUGUAUCCUGGGCCGCUGACUUGGGUACCCGAGUAUCGAUCCCCGAAGUACAUGCCGAUGAAGGUUUGGGAAUGGGAAUGCCAUGGACUAUUCUAGUCGCAGGGAUUCAGGUCAAAUGGCAGGAGGUUGGAAGGAAAUUUCAAGGCCGCAUGCUUGGCUUGAUGGCAUCUACUGAUUUUGAUAAGUUUUGA